AUGAGAAGAACAGAGGGAGGGAAGCAGGGAAAAGGGAGAGAAGAACAGAGGGAGGGAAGCAGGGAAAAGGGAGAGAAGAACAGAGGGAGGGAAGCAGGGGAAAGGGAGAGAAGAACAGAGGGAGGGAAGCAGGGAAAAAGGGAGAGAAGAACAGAGGGAGGGAAGCAGGGGAAAAGGGAGAGAAGAACAGAGGGAGGGAAGCAGGGAAAAGGGAGAGAAGAACAGAGGGAGGGAAGCAGGGAAAAGGGAGAGAAGAACAGAGGGAGGGAAGCAGGGAAAAGGGAGAGAAGAACAGAGGGAGGGAAGCAGGGAAAAGGGAGAGAAGAACAGAGGGAGGGAAGCAGGGAAAAGGGAGAGAAGAACAGAGGGAGGGAAGCAGGGAAAAGGGAGAGAAGAACAGAGGGAGGGAAGCAGGGAAAAGGGAGAGAAGAACAGGAGGGAGCAGAAGAGACAGAGGAGGGAAGCAGGGAAAGGGAGAGAAGAACAGAGGGAGGGAAGCAGGGAAAAGGGAGAGAAGAACAGAGGGAGGGAAGCAGGGAAAAGGGAGAGAAGAACAGAGGGAGGGAAGCAGGGAAAAGGGAGAGAAGAACAGAGGGAGGGAAGCAGGGAAAAGGGAGAGAAGAACAGAGGGAGGGAAGCAGGGAAAAGGGAGAGAAGAACAGAGGGAGGGAAGCAGGGAAAAGGGAGAGAAGAACAGAGGGAGGGAAGCAGGGAAAAGGGAGAGAAGAACAGAGGGAGGGAAGCAGGGAAAAGGGAGAGAAGAACAGAGGGAGGGAAGCAGGGAAAAGGGAGAGAAGAACAGAGGGAGGGAAGCAGGGAAAAGGGAGAGAAGAACAGAGGGAGGGAAGCAGGGAAAAGGGAGAGAAGAACAGAGGGAGGGAAGCAGGGAAAAGGGAGAGAAGAACAGAGGGAGGGAAGCAGGGAAAAGGGAGAGAAGAACAGAGGGAGGGAAGCAGGGAAAAGGGAGAGAAGAACAGAGGGAGGGAAGCAGGGAAAAGGGAGAGAAGAACAGAGGGAGGGAAGCAGGGAAAAGGGAGAGAAGAACAGAGGGAGGGAAGCAGGGAAAAGGGAGAGAAGAACAGAGGGAGGGAAGCAGGGAAAAGGGAGAGAAGAACAGAGGGAGGGAAGCAGGGAAAAGGGAGAGAAGAACAGAGGGAGGGAAGCAGGGAAAAGGGAGAGAAGAACAGAGGGAGGGAAGCAGGGAAAAGGGAGAGAAGAACAGAGGGAGGGAAGCAGGGAAAAGGGAGAGAAGAACAGAGGGAGGGAAGCAGGGAAAAGGGAGAGAAGAACAGAGGGAGGGAAGCAGGGAAAAGGGAGAGAAGAACAGAGAGGGAGGGAAGCAGGGAAAAGGGAGAGAAGAACAGAGGGAGGGAAGCAGGGAAAAGGGAGAGAAGAACAGAGGAGGGAAGCAGGGAAAAGGGAGAGAAGAACAGAGGGAGGAAGCAGGGAAAAGGGAGAGAAGAACAGAGGGAGGGAAGCAGGGAAAAGGGAGAGAAGAACAGAGGGAGGGAAGCAGGGAAAAGGGAGAGAAGAACAGAGGGAGGGAAGCAGGGAAAGGGAGAGAAGAACAGAGGGAGGGAAGCAGGGAAAAGGGAGAGAAGAACAGAGGGAGGGAAGCAGGGAAAAGGGAGAGAAGAACAGAGGGAGGGAAGCAGGGAAAAGGGAGAGAAGAACAGAGGGAGGGAAGCAGGGAAAAGGGAGAGAAGAACAGAGGGAGGGAAGCAGGGAAAAGGGAGAGAAGAACAGAGGGAGGGAAGCAGGGAAAAGGGAGAGAAGAACAGAGGGAGGGAAGCAGGGAAAAGGGAGAGAAGAACAGAGGGAGGGAAGCAGGGAAAAGGGAGAGAAGAACAGAGGGAGGGAAGCAGGGAAAAGGGAGAGAAGAACAGAGGGAGGGAAGCAGGGAAAAGGGAGAGAAGAACAGAGGGAGGGAAGCAGGGAAAAGGGAGAGAAGAACAGAGGGAGGGAAGCAGGGAAAAGGGAGAGAAGAACAGAGGGAGGGAAGCAGGGAAAAGGGAGAGAAGAACAGAGGGAGGGAAGCAGGGAAAAGGGAGAGAAGAACAGAGGGAGGGAAGCAGGGAAAAGGGAGAGAAGAACAGAGGGAGGGAAGCAGGGAAAAGGGAGAGAAGAACAGAGGGAGGGAAGCAGGGAAAAGGGAGAGAAGAACAGAGGGAGGGAAGCAGGGGAAAAGGGAGAGAAGAACAGAGGGAGGGAAGCAGGGAAAAGGGAGAGAAGAACAGAGGGAGGGAAGCAGGGAAAAGGGAGAGAAGAACAGAGGGAGGGAAGCAGGGAAAAGGGAGAGAAGAACAGAUGGGAGGGAAGCAGGGAAAAGGGAGAGAAGAACAGAGGGAGGGAAGCAGGGAAAAGGGAGAGAAGAACAGAGGGAGGGAAGCAGGGAAAAGGGAGAGAAGACAGAGGGAGGGAAGCAGGGAAAAGGGAGAGAAGAACAGAGGGAGGGAAGCAGGGAAAAGGGAGAGAAGAACAGAGGGAGGGAAGCAGGGAAAAGGGAGAGAAGAACAGAGGGAGGGAAGCAGGGAAAAGGGAGAGAAGAACAGAGGGAGGGAAGCAGGGAAAAGGGAGAGAAGAACAGAGGGAGGGAAGCAGGGAAAAGGGAGAGAAGAACAGAGGGAGGGAAGCAGGGAAAAGGGAGAGAAGAACAGAGGGAGGGAAGCAGGGAAAAGGGAGAGAAGAACAGAGGGAGGGAAGCAGGGAAAAGGGAGAGAAGAACAGAGGGAGGGAAGCAGGGAAAAGGGAGAGAAGAACAGAGGGAGGGAAGCAGGGAAAAGGGAGAGAAGAACAGAGGGAGGGAAGCAGGGAAAAGGGAGAGAAGAACAGAGGGAGGGAAGCAGGGAAAAGGGAGAGAAGAACAGAGGGAGGGAAGCAGGGAAAAGGGGAGAGAAGAACAGAGGGAGGGAAGCAGGGGAAAGGGAGAGAAGAACAGAGGGAGGGAAAGCAGGGAAAAGGGAGAGAAGAACAGAGGGAGGGAAGCAGGGGAAAAGGGAGAGAGAAGAACAGAGGGAGGGAAGCAGGGAAAAGGGAGAGAAGAACAGAGGGAGGGAAGCAGGGAAAAGGGAGAGAAGAACAGAGGGAGGGAAGCAGGGAAAAGGGAGAGAAGAACAGAGGGAGGGAAGCAGGGAAAAGGGAGAGAAGAACAGAGGGAGGGAAGCAGGGAAAGGGAGAGAAGAACAGAGGGAGGGAAGCAGGGAAAAGGGAGAGAAGAACAGAGGGAGGGAAGCAGGGAAAAGGGAGAGAAGAACAGAGGGAGGGAAGCAGGGAAAAGGGAGAGAAGAACAGAGGGAGGGAAGCAGGGAAAAGGGAGAGAAGAACAGAGGGAGGGAAGCAGGGAAAAGGGAGAGAAGAACAGAGGGAGGGAAGCAGGGAAAAGGGAGAGAAGAACAGAGGGAGGGAAGCAGGGAAAAGGGAGAGAAGAACAGAGGGAGGGAAGCAGGGAAAAGGGAGAGAAGAACAGAGGGAGGGAAGCAGGGAAAAGGGAGAGAAGAACAGAGGGAGGGAAAGCAGGGAAAAGGGAGAGAAGAACAGAGGGAGGGAAGCAGGGAAAAGGGAGAGAAGAACAGAGGGAGGGAAGCAGGGAAAAGGGAGAGAAGAACAGAGGGAGGGAAGCAGGGAAAAGGGAGAGAAGAACAGAGGGAGGGAAGCAGGGAAAAGGGAGAGAAGAACAGAGGGAGGGAAGCAGGGAAAAGGGAGAGAAGAACAGAGGGAGGGAAGCAGGGAAAAGGGAGAGAAGAACAGAGGGAGGGAAGCAGGGAAAAGGGAGAGAAGAACAGAGGGAGGGAAGCAGGGAAAAGGGAGAGAAGAACAGAGGGAGGGAAGCAGGGAAAAGGGAGAGAAGAACAGAGGGAGGGAAGCAGGGAAAAGGGAGAGAAGAACAGAGGGAGGGAAGCAGGGAAAAGGGAGAGAAGAACAGAGGGAGGGAAGCAGGGAAAAGGGAGAGAAGAACAGAGGGAGGGAAGCAGGGAAAAGGGAGAGAAGAACAGAGGGAGGGAAGCAGGGAAAAGGGAGAGAAGAACAGAGGGAGGGAAGCAGGGAAAAGGGAGAGAAGAACAGAGGGAGGGAAGCAGGGAAAAGGGAGAGAAGAACAGAGGGAGGGAAGCAGGGAAAAGGGAGAGAAGAACAGAGGGAGGGAAGCAGGGAAAAGGGAGAGAAGAACAGAGGGAGGGAAGCAGGGAAAAGGGAGAGAAGAACAGAGGGAGGGAAGCAGGGAAAAGGGAGAGAAGAACAGAGGGAGGGAAGCAGGGAAAAGGGAGAGAAGAACAGAGGGAGGGAAGCAGGGAAAAGGGAGAGAAGAACAGAGGGAGGGAAGCAGGGAAAGGGAGAGAAGAACAGAGGAGGGAAGCAGGAAGAGAACAGAGGGAGGGAAGCAGGGAAAAGGGAGAGAAGAACAGAGGGAGGGAAGCAGGGAAAAGGGAGAGAAGAACAGAGGGAGGGAAGCAGGGAAAAGGGAGAGAAGAACAGAGGGAGGGAAGCAGGGAAAAGGGAGAGAAGAACAGAGGGAGGGAAGCAGGGAAAAGGGAGAGAAGAACAGAGGGAGGGAAGCAGGGAAAAGGGAGAGAAGAACAGAGGGAGGGAAGCAGGGAAAAGGGAGAGAAGAACAGAGGGAGGGAAGCAGGGAAAAGGGAGAGAAGAACAGAGGGAGGGAAGCAGGGAAAAGGGAGAGAAGAACAGAGGGAGGGAAGCAGGGAAAAGGGAGAGAAGAACAGAGGGAGGGAAGCAGGGAAAAGGGAGAGAAGAACAGAGGGAGGGAAGCAGGGAAAAGGGAGAGAAGAACAGAGGGAGGGAAGCAGGGAAAAGGGAGAGAAGAACAGAGGGAGGGAAGCAGGGAAAAGGGAGAGAAGAACAGAGGGAGGGAAGCAGGGAAAAGGGAGAGAAGAACAGAGGGAGGGAAGCAGGGAAAAGGGAGAGAAGAACAGAGGGAGGGAAGCAGGGAAAAGGGAGAGAAGAACAGAGGGAGGGAAGCAGGGAAAAGGGAGAGAAGAACAGAGGGAGGGAAGCAGGGAAAGGGAGAGAAGAACAGAGGGAGGGAAGCAGGGAAAAGGGAGAGAAGAACAGAGGGAGGGAAGCAGGGAAAAGGGAGAGAAGAACAGAGGGAGGGAAGCAGGGAAAAGGGAGAGAAGAACAGAGGGAGGGAAGCAGGGAAAAGGGAGAGAAGAACAGAGGGAGGGAAGCAGGGAAAAGGGAGAGAAGAACAGAGGGAGGGAAGCAGGGAAAAGGGAGAGAAGAACAGAGGGAGGGAAGCAGGGAAAAGGGAGAGAAGACAGAGGGAGGGAAGCAGGGAAAAGGGAGAGAAGAACAGAGGGAGGGAAGCAGGGAAAAGGGAGAGAAGAACAGAGGGAGGGAAGCAGGGAAAAGGGAGAGAAGAACAGAGGGAGGGAAGCAGGGAAAAGGGAGAGAAGAACAGAGGGAGGGAAGCAGGGAAAAGGGAGAGAAGAACAGAGGGAGGGAAGCAGGGAAAAGGGAGAGAAGAACAGAGGGAGGGAAGCAGGGAAAAGGGAGAGAAGAAACAGAGGGAGGGAAGCAGGGAAAAGGGAGAGAAGAACAGAGGGAGGGAAGCAGGGAAAAGGGAGAGAAGAACAGAGGGAGGGAAGCAGGGAAAAGGGAGAGAAGAACAGAGGGAGGGAAGCAGGGAAAAGGGAGAGAAGAACAGAGGGAGGGAAGCAGGGAAAAGGGAGAGAAGAACAGAGGGAGGGAAGCAGGGAAAAGGGAGAGAAGAACAGAGGGAGGGAAGCAGGGAAAAGGGAGAGAAGAACAGAGGGAGGGAAGCAGGGAAAAGGGAGAGAAGAACAGAGGGAGGGAAGCAGGGAAAAGGGAGAGAAGAACAGAGGGAGGGAAGCAGGGAAAAGGGAGAGAAGAACAGAGGGAGGGAAGCAGGGAAAAGGGAGAGAAGAACAGAGGGAGGGAAGCAGGGAAAAGGGAGAGAAGAACAGAGGGAGGGAAGCAGGGAAAAGGGAGAGAAGAACAGAGGGAGGGAAGCAGGGAAAAGGGAGAGAAGAACAGAGGGAGGGAAGCAGGGAAAAGGGAGAGAAGAACAGAGGGAGGGAAGCAGGGAAAAGGGAGAGAAGAACAGAGGGAGGGAAGCAGGGAAAAGGGAGAGAAGAACAGAGGGAGGGAAGCAGGGAAAAGGGAGAGAAGAACAGAGGGAGGGAAGCAGGGAAAAGGGAGAGAAGAACAGAGGGAGGGAAGCAGGGAAAAGGGAGAGAAGAACAGAGGGAGGGAAGCAGGGAAAAGGGAGAGAAGAACAGAGGGAGGGAAGCAGGGAAAAGGGAGAGAAGAACAGAGGGAGGGAAGCAGGGAAAAGGGAGAGAAGAACAGAGGGAGGGAAGCAGGGAAAAGGGAGAGAAGAACAGAGGGAGGGAAGCAGGGAAAAGGGAGAGAGAAGAACAGAGGGAGGGAAGCAGGGAAAAGGGAGAGAAGAACAGAGGGAGGGAAGCAGGGAAAAGGGAGAGAAGAACAGAGGGAGGGAAGCAGGGAAAAGGGAGAGAAGAACAGAGGGAGGGAAGCAGGGAAAAGGGAGAGAAGAACAGAGGGAGGGAAGCAGGGAAAAGGGAGAGAAGAACAGAGGGAGGGAAGCAGGGAAAAGGGAGAGAAGAACAGAGGGAGGGAAGCAGGGAAAAGGGAGAGAAGAACAGAGGGAGGGAAGCAGGGAAAAGGGAGAGAGACAGGGAGGGAAGCAGGGAAAAGGGAGAGAAGAACAGAGGGAGGGAAGCAGGGAAAAGGGAGAGAAGAACAGAGGGAGGGAAGCAGGGAAAAGGGAGAGAAGAACAGAGGGAGGGAAGCAGGGAAAAGGGAGAGAAGAACAGAGGGAGGGAAGCAGGGAAAAGGGAGAGAAGAACAGAGGGAGGGAAGCAGGGAAAAGGGAGAGAAGAACAGAGGGAGGGAAGCAGGGAAAAGGGAGAGAAGAACAGAGGGAGGGAAGCAGGGAAAAGGGAGAGAAGAACAGAGGGAGGGAAGCAGGGAAAAGGGAGAGAAGAACAGAGGGAGGGAAGCAGGGAAAAGGGAGAGAAGAACAGAGGGAGGGAAGCAGGGAAAAGGGAGAGAAGAACAGAGGGAGGGAAGCAGGGAAAAGGGAGAGAAGAACAGAGGGAGGGAAGCAGGGAAAAGGGAGAGAAGAGGAGAGCAGGGAAAGGGAGAGAGAGGGAGGGAAGCAGGGAAAAGGGAGAGAAGAACAGAGGGAGGGAAGCAGGGAAAAGGGAGAGAAGAACAGAGGGAGGGAAGCAGGGAAAAGGGAGAGAAGAACAGAGGGAGGGAAGCAGGGAAAAGGGAGAGAAGAACAGAGGGAGGGAAGCAGGGAAAAGGGAGAGAAGAACAGAGGGAGGGAAGCAGGGAAAAGGGAGAGAAGAACAGAGGGAGGGAAGCAGGGAAAAGGGAGAGAAGAACAGAGGGAGGGAAGCAGGGAAAAGGGAGAGAAGAACAGAGGGAGGGAAGCAGGGAAAAGGGAGAGAAGAACAGAGGGAGGGAAGCAGGGAAAAGGGAGAGAAGAACAGAGGGAGGGAAGCAGGGAAAAGGGAGAGAAGAACAGAGGGAGGGAAGCAGGGAAAAGGGAGAGAAGAACAGAGGGAGGGAAGCAGGGAAAAGGGAGAGAAGAACAGAGGGAGGGAAGCAGGGAAAAGGGAGAGAAGAACAGAGGGAGGGAAGCAGGGAAAAGGGAGAGAAGAACAGAGGGAGGGAAGCAGGGAAAAGGGAGAGAAGAACAGAGGGAGGGAAGCAGGGAAAAGGGAGAGAAGAACAGAGGGAGGGAAGCAGGGAAAAGGGAGAGAAGAACAGAGGGAGGGAAGCAGGGAAAAGGGAGAGAAGAACAGAGGGAGGGAAGCAGGGAAAAGGGAGAGAAGAACAGAGGGAGGGAAGCAGGGAAAAGGGAGAGAAGAACAGAGGGAGGGAAGCAGGGAAAAGGGAGAGAAGAACAGAGGGAGGGAAGCAGGGAAAAGGGAGAGAAGAACAGAGGGAGGGAAGCAGGGAAAAGGGAGAGAAGAACAGAGGGAGGGAAGCAGGGAAAAGGGAGAGAAGAACAGAGGGAGGGAAGCAGGGAAAAGGGAGAGAAGAACAGAGGGAGGGAAGCAGGGAAAAGGGAGAGAGAACAGAGGGAGGGAAGCAGAGGGAGGGAAGCAGGGAAAGGGAGAGAAGAACAGAGGGAGGGAAGCAGGGAAAAGGGAGAGAAGAACAGAGGGAGGGAAGCAGGGAAAAGGGAGAGAAGAACAGAGGGAGAGGAAGCAGGGAAAAGGGAGAGAAGAACAGAGGGAGGGAAGCAGGGAAAGGGAGAGAAGAACAGAGGGAGGGAAGCAGGAAAGGGAGAGAAGAACAGAGGGAGGGAAGCAGGGAAAAGGGAGAGAAGAACAGAGGGAGGGAAGCAGGGAAAAGGGAGAGAAGAACAGAGGGAGGGAAGCAGGGAAAAGGGAGAGAAGAACAGAGGGAGGGAAGCAGGGAAAAGGGAGAGAAGAACAGAGGGAGGGAAGCAGGGAAAAGGGAGAGAAGAACAGAGGGAGGGAAGCAGGGAAAAGGGAGAGAAGAACAGAGGGAGGGAAGCAGGGAAAAGGGAGAGAAGAACAGAGGGAGGGAAGCAGGGAAAAGGGAGAGAAGAACAGAGGGAGGGAAGCAGGGAAAAGGGAGAGAAGAACAGAGGGAGGGAAGCAGGGAAAAGGGAGAGAAGAACAGAGGGAGGGAAGCAGGGAAAAGGGAGAGAAGAACAGAGGGAGGGAAGCAGGGAAAAGGGAGAGAAGAACAGAGGGAGGGAAGCAGGGAAAAGGGAGAGAAGAACAGAGGGAGGGAAGCAGGGAAAAGGGAGAGAAGAACAGAGGGAGGGAAGCAGGGAAAAGGGAGAGAAGAACAGAGGGAGGGAAGCAGGGAAAAGGGAGAGAAGAACAGAGGGAGGGAAGCAGGGAAAAGGGAGAGAAGAACAGAGGGAGGGAAGCAGGGAAAAGGGAGAGAAGAACAGAGGGAGGGAAGCAGGGAAAAGGGAGAGAAGAACAGAGGGAGGGAAGCAGGGAAAAGGGAGAGAAGAACAGAGGGAGGGAAGCAGGGAAAAGGGAGAGAAGAACAGAGGGAGGGAAGCAGGGAAAAGGGAGAGAAGAACAGAGGGAGGGAAGCAGGGAAAAGGGAGAGAAGAACAGAGGGAGGGAAGCAGGGAAAAGGGAGAGAAGAACAGAGGGAGGGAAGCAGGGAAAAGGGAGAGAAGAACAGAGGGAGGGAAGCAGGGAAAAGGGAGAGAAGAACAGAGGGAGGGAAGCAGGGAAAAGGGAGAGAAGAACAGAGGGAGGGAAGCAGGGAAAAGGGAGAGAAGAACAGAGGGAGGGAAGCAGGGAAAAGGGAGAGAAGAACAGAGGGAGGGAAGCAGGGAAAAGGGAGAGAAGAACAGAGGGAGGGAAGCAGGGAAAAGGGAGAGAAGAACAGAGGGAGGGAAGCAGGGAAAAGGGAGAGAAGAACAGAGGGAGGGAAGCAGGGAAAAGGGAGAGAAGAACAGAGGGAGGGAAGCAGGGAAAAGGGAGAGAAGAACAGAGGGAGGGAAGCAGGGAAAAGGGAGAGAAGAACAGAGGGAGGGAAGCAGGGAAAAGGGAGAGAAGAACAGAGGGAGGGAAGCAGGGAAAAGGGAGAGAAGAACAGAGGGAGGGAAGCAGGGAAAAGGGAGAGAAGAACAGAGGGAGGGAAGCAGGGAAAAGGGAGAGAAGAACAGAGGGAGGGAAGCAGGGAAAAGGGAGAGAAGAACAGAGGGAGGGAAGCAGGGAAAAGGGAGAGAAGAACAGAGGGAGGGAAGCAGGGAAAAGGGAGAGAAGAACAGAGGGAGGGAAGCAGGGAAAAGGGAGAGAAGAACAGAGGGAGGGAAGCAGGGAAAAGGGAGAGAAGAACAGAGGGAGGGAAGCAGGGAAAAGGGAGAGAAGAACAGAGGGAGGGAAGCAGGGAAAAGGGAGAGAAGAACAGAGGGAGGGAAGCAGGGAAAAGGGAGAGAAGAACAGAGGGAGGGAAGCAGGGAAAGGGAGAGAAGAACAGAGGGAGGGAAGCAGGGAAAAGGGAGAGAAGAACAGAGGGAGGGAAGCAGGGAAAAGGGAGAGAAGAACAGAGGGAGGGAAGCAGGGAAAAGGGAGAGAAGAACAGAGGGAGGGAAGCAGGGAAAAGGGAGAGAAGAACAGAGGGAGGGAAGCAGGGAAAAGGGAGAGAAGAACAGAGGGAGGGAAGCAGGGAAAAGGGAGAGAAGAACAGAGGGAGGGAAGCAGGGAAAAGGGAGAGAAGAACAGAGGGAGGGAAGCAGGGAAAAGGGAGAGAAGAACAGAGGGAGGGAAGCAGGGAAAAGGGAGAGAAGAACAGAGGGAGGGAAGCAGGGAAAAGGGAGAGAAGAACAGAGGGAGGGAAGCAGGGAAAAGGGAGAGAAGAACAGAGGGAGGGAAGCAGGGAAAGGGAGAGAAGAACAGAGGGAGGGAAGCAGGGAAAAGGGAGAGAAGAACAGAGGGAGGGAAGCAGGGAAAAGGGAGAGAAGAACAGAGGGAGGGAAGCAGGGAAAAGGGAGAGAAGAACAGAGGGAGGGAAGCAGGGAAAAGGGAGAGAAGAACAGAGGGAGGGAAGCAGGGAAAAGGGAGAGAAGAACAGAGGGAGGGAAGCAGGGAAAGGGAGAGAAGAACAGAGGGAGGGAAGCAGGGAAAAGGGAGAGAAGAACAGAGGGAGGGAAGCAGGGAAAAGGGAGAGAAGAACAGAGGGAGGGAAGCAGGGAAAAGGGAGAGAAGAACAGAGGGAGGGAAGCAGGGAAAAGGGAGAGAAGAACAGAGGGAGGGAAGCAGGGAAAAGGGAGAGAAGAACAGAGGGAGGGAAGCAGGGAAAAGGGAGAGAAGAACAGAGGGAGGGAAGCAGGGAAAGGGAGAGAAGAACAGAGGGAGGGAAGCAGGGAAAAGGGAGAGAAGAACAGAGGGAGGGAAGCAGGGAAAAGGGAGAGAAGAACAGAGGGAGGGAAGCAGGGAAAAGGGAGAGAAGAACAGAGGGAGGGAAGCAGGGAAAAGGGAGAGAAGAACAGAGGGAGGGAAGCAGGAAAAGGGAGAGAAGAACAGAGGGAGGGAAGCAGGGAAAAGGGAGAGAAGAACAGAGGGAGGGAAGCAGGGAAAAGGGAGAGAAGAACAGAGGGAGGGAAGCAGGGAAAAGGGAGAGAAGAACAGAGGGAGGGAAGCAGGGAAAAGGGAGAGAAGAACAGAGGGAGGGAAGCAGGGAAAAGGGAGAGAAGAACAGAGGGAGGGAAGCAGGGAAAAGGGAGAGAAGAACAGAGGGAGGGAAGCAGGGAAAAGGGAGAGAAGAACAGAGGGAGGGAAGCAGGGAAAAGGGAGAGAAGAACAGAGGGAGGGAAGCAGGGAAAAGGGAGAGAAGAACAGAGGGAGGGAAGCAGGGAAAAGGGAGAGAAGAACAGAGGGAGGGAAGCAGGGGAAAGGGAGAGAAGAACAGAGGGAGAGAAGCAGGGGAAAGGGAGGAGAAGAAGCAGAGGGAGGGAAGCAGGGAAAAGGGAGAGAAGAACAGAGGGAGGGAAGCAGGGAAAAGGGAGAGAAGAACAGAGGGAGGGAAGCAGGGAAAAGGGAGAGAAGAACAGAGGGAGGGAAGCAGGGGAAAAGGGAGAGAAGAACAGAGGGAGGGAAGCAGGGAAAAGGGAGAGAAGAACAGAGGGAGGGAAGGCAGGGAAAAGGGAGAGAAGAACAGAGGGAGGGAAGCAGGGAAAAGGGAGAGAAGAACAGAGGGAGGGAAGCAGGGAAAAGGGAGAGAAGAACAGAGGGAGGGAAGCAGGGAAAAGGGAGAGAAGAACAGAGGGAGGGAAGCAGGGAAAAGGGAGAGAAGAACAGAGGGAGGGAAGCAGGGAAAAGGGAGAGAAGAACAGAGGGAGGGAAGCAGGGAAAAGGGAGAGAAGAACAGAGGGAGGGAAGCAGGGAAAAGGGAGAGAAGAACAGAGGGAGGGAAGCAGGGAAAAGGGAGAGAAGAACAGAGGGAGGGAAGCAGGGAAAAGGGAGAGAAGACAGAGGGAGGGAAGCAGGGGAAAGGGAGAGAAGAACAGAGGGAGGGAAGCAGGGAAAAGGGAGAGAAGAACAGAGGGAGGGAAGCAGGGAAAAGGGAGAGAAGAACAGAGGGAGGGAAGCAGGGAAAAGGGAGAGAAGAACAGAGGGAGGGAAGCAGGGAAAAGGGAGAGAAGAACAGAGGGAGGGAAGCAGGGAAAAGGGAGAGAAGAACAGAGGGAGGGAAGCAGGGAAAGGGAGAGAAGAACAGAGGGAGGGAAGCAGGGAAAAGGGAGAGAAGAACAGAGGGAGGGAAGCAGGGAAAAGGGAGAGAAGAACAGAGGGAGGGAAGCAGGGAAAAGGGAGAGAAGAACAGAGGGAGGGAAGCAGGGAAAAGGGAGAGAAGAACAGAGGGAGGGAAGCAGGUGAGAACAGAGGGGAGAAGGGAAGAACAGAGGGAGGGAAGCAGGGAAAAGGGAGAGAAGAACAGAGGGAGGGAAGCAGGGAAAGGGAGAGAAGAACAGAGGGAGGGAAGCAGGGAAAAGGGAGAGAAGAACAGAGGGAGGGAAGCAGGGAAAAGGGAGAGAAGAACAGAGGGAGGGAAGCAGGGAAAAGGGAGAGAAGAACAGAGGGAGGGAAGCAGGGAAAAGGGAGAGAAGAACAGAGGGAGGGAAGCAGGGAAAGGGAGAGAAGAACAGAGGGAGGGAAGCAGGGAAAAGGGAGAGAAGAACAGAGGGAGGGAAGCAGGGAAAAGGGAGAGAAGAACAGAGGGAAAGGGAGAGAAGAAAGGGGGAAGCAGGGAAAAGGGAGAGAAGAACAGAGGGAGGGAAGCAGGGAAAAGGGAGAGAAGAACAGAGGGAGGGAAGCAGGGAAAAGGGAGAGAAGAACAGAGGGAGGGAAGCAGGGAAAAGGGAGAGAAGAACAGAGGGAGGGAAGCAGGGAAAAGGGAGAGAAGAACAGAGGGAGGGAAGCAGGGAAAGGGAGAGAAGAACAGAGGGAGGGAAGCAGGGAAAGGAGAGAAGAACAGAGGGAGGGAAGCAGGGAAAAGGGAGAGAAGAACAGAGGGAGGGAAGCAGGGAAAAGGGAGAGAAGAACAGAGGGAGGGAAGCAGGGAAAAGGGAGAGAAGAACAGAGGGAGGGAAGCAGGGAAAAGGGAGAGAAGAACAGAGGGAGGGGAAGCAGGGAAAAGGGAGAGAAGAACAGAGGGAGGGAAGCAGGGAAAAGGGAGAGAAGAACAGAGGGAGGGAAGCAGGGAAAAGGGAGAGAAGAACAGAGGGAGGGAAGCAGGGAAAAGGGAGAGAAGAACAGAGGGAGGGAAGCAGGGAAAAGGGAGAGAAGAACAGAGGGAGGGAAGCAGGGGAAAAGGGAGAGAAGAACAGAGGGAGGGAAGCAGGGGAAAAGGGAGAGAAGAACAGAGGGAGGGAAGCAGGGAAAAGGGAGAGAAGAACAGAGGGAGGGAAGCAGGGAAAAGGGAGAGAAGAACAGAGGGAGGGAAGCAGGGAAAAGGGAGAGAAGAACAGAGGGAGGGAAGCAGGGAAAAGGGAGAGAAGAACAGAGGGAGGGAAGCAGGGAAAAGGGAGAGAAGAACAGAGGGAGGAAGCAGGGAAAAGGGAGAGAAGAACAGAGGGAGGGAAGCAGGGAAAAGGGAGAGAAGAACAGAGGGAGGGAAGCAGGGAAAGGGAGAGAAGAACAGAGGGAGGGAAGCAGGGAAAAGGGAGAGAAGAACAGAGGGAGGGAAGCAGGGAAAAGGGAGAGAAGAACAGAGGGAGGGAAGCAGGGAAAAGGGAGAGAAGAACAGAGGGAGGGAAGCAGGGAAAAGGGAGAGAAGAACAGAGGGAGGGAAGCAGGGAAAAGGGAGAGAAGAACAGAGGGAGGGAAGCAGGGAAAGGGAGAGAAGAACAGAGGGAGGGAAGCAGGGAAAAGGGAGAGAAGAACAAGGGAGGGAAGCAGGGAAAAGGGAGAGAAGAACAGAGGGAGGGAAGCAGGGAAAAGGGAGAGAAGAACAGAGGGAGGGAAGCAGGGAAAAGGGAGAGAAGAACAGAGGGAGGGAAGCAGGGAAAAGGGAGAGAAGAACAGAGGGAGGGAAGCAGGGAAAAGGGAGAGAAGAACAGAGGGAGGGAAGCAGGGAAAAGGGAGAGAAGAACAGAGGGAGGGAAGCAGGGAAAAGGGAGAGAAGAACAGAGGGAGGGAAGCAGGGAAAAGGGAGAGAAGAACAGAGGGAGGGAAGCAGGGAAAAGGGAGAGAAGAACAGAGGGAGGGAAGCAGGGAAAAGGGAGAGAAGAACAGAGGGAGGGAAGCAGGGAAAAGGGAGAGAAUGAACAGAGGGAGGGAAGCAGGGAAAAGGGAGAGAAGAACAGAGGGAGGGAAGCAGGGAAAAGGGAGAGAAGAACAGAGGGAGGGAAGCAGGGAAAAGGGAGAGAAGAACAGAGGGAGGGAAGCAGGGAAAAGGGAGAGAAGAACAGAGGGAGGGAAGCAGGGAAAAGGGAGAGAAGAACAGAGGGAGGGAAGCAGGGAAAAGGGAGAGAAGAACAGAGGAGGGAAGCAGGGAAAAGGGAGAGAAGAACAGAGGGAGGGAAGGCAGGGAAAAGGGAGAGAAGAACAGAGGGAGGGAAGCAGGGAAAAGGGAGAGAAGAACAGAGGGAGGGAAGCAGGGAAAGGGAGAGAAGAACAGAGGGAGGGAAGCAGGGAAAAGGGAGAGAAGAACAGAGGGAGGGAAGCAGGGAAAAGGGAGAGAAGAACAGAGGGAGGGGAAGCAGGGAAAAGGGAGAGAAGAACAGAGGGAGGGAAGCAGGGAAAAGGGAGAGAAGAACAGAGGGAGGGAAGCAGGGAAAAGGGAGAGAAGAACAGAGGGAGGGAAGCAGGGAAAAGGGAGAGAAGAACAGAGGGAGGGAAGCAGGGAAAAGGGAGAGAAGAACAGAGGGAGGGAAGCAGGGAAAAGGGAGAGAAGAACAGAGGGAGGGAAGCAGGGAAAAGGGAGAGAAGAACAGAGGGAGGGAAGCAGGGAAAAGGGAGAGAAGAACAGAGGGAGGGAAGCAGGGAAAAGGGAGAGAAGAACAGAGGGAGGGAAGCAGGGAAAAGGGAGAGAAGAACAGAGGGAGGGAAGCAGGGAAAAGGGAGAGAAGACAGAGGGAGGGAAGCAGGGAAAAGGGAGAGAAGAACAGAGGGAGGGAAGCAGGGAAAAGGGAGAGAAGAACAGAGGGAGGGAAGCAGGGGAAAAGGGAGAGAAGAACAGAGGGAGGGAAGCAGGGAAAAGGGAGAGAAGAACAGAGGGAGGGAAGCAGGGAAAAGGGAGAGAAGAACAGAGGGAGGGAAGCAGGGAAAAGGGAGAGAAGAACAGAGGGAGGGAAGCAGGGAAAAGGGAGAGAAGAACAGAGUGUGA
Molecule: messenger RNA, 15336 nt
Organism: Closterium sp. Naga37s-1
Lineage: Eukaryota; Viridiplantae; Streptophyta; Zygnematophyceae; Desmidiales; Closteriaceae
Source: the annotation of a GenBank genome assembly